This is a messenger RNA of Clavispora lusitaniae ATCC 42720, 3336 nucleotides long. It is a transcript of the gene SPT23, whose product is annotated as Spt23p. NCBI's taxonomy places the organism in Eukaryota, Fungi, Ascomycota, Pichiomycetes, Serinales, Metschnikowiaceae. Gene Ontology annotation, molecular function: protein binding. The record is from RefSeq and is a predicted model, not a curated record.
AUGGCAAGCAAAGAAGAUAUGGUUCUAGACCAUUCGCUUCUACUAGCCACGUCCCAUGAUGACCAAGAUAUCUUGAACGAGUUUUUAGACCAGCGGGUAUUCGACUCCAUGAACGCAAACUCGCCCAACCCUUCGGACCAUGUGAAACUCGAGGACUUCGAGAACUUCCACUCGGAGCUUUUCUCCCGCUUGAAAGACGAACAAACUCCCAUCAAGGCCGAAGCAGUUUCGCCAGCGCAUUCUUCGCCGCCCUUAUUCAGAGACGCAACGGACGAGCUUGGCAUGGCACUGGCCUUCACUGGCCCAAGCAGCCCGCAGAGCGCUUUUUCCAAAUCCAGAAACCUUCAGUUUGACAAUUACGAUGUGGUGCGCAAGGAAAUGUCUCGGGUCAAGUUCGGCAACUGCAACACAAACCCGUGCCCGCAAUCUGUCGAUGUGGCAGACGCUUCGUAUCUUGAUUUUUCUGCGGAUGCGCUCUCCAAACUUCCAUACACGCUUGAAGUGCUUGAUUUGCCCACAUACUCGCGUGUUGAGACCCAAACUAAGCUCCAGUUUCGUCUUUCGCCGCCUCCUCCACAGAACCUUCUUCACAUCCCACAGGACUUGAUCUCCAAAAGCAAGUUCUGUUUGCAGAACCCGGUCGAUUCUCUCCCUAACGUCUUGAGACAGAACAUGCUCUACAUGGAUGCGUAUGUUCUCACGUCCGACUUAUCCCGUUCUUGCAAUGUGUGUUCCCGAUGCAUCAAGAGAGAGCAGAAGAGAGCUCUGAGAUCCAAGCCGGGACCUAGCGAUUGCAGUACUGGAAAUUCUCCAACAAACGGCACCUCUAACAUGCUCAAAAACAACCCCAAUGCGUGGGCCGAUGAUAAGAUGAUGAAGAAGGCUAUCAUCUUGAACUGCAAAGAAAUCAUCAGUCUUCCAGAACCUUCAGGCUUGGCUAACGACCAGUUCCAGGCAUUUGACUUUUCUGCAAGACUAGUAUGCUAUUGUAGACAUCACAAGGAGCAAAAUGGUUUCAAGCUUCUUUUUGUACUCAAAGAUCACAGCGGCCAGGUUGUGGCCAAACUGUUAUCGACCCCGAUCAUGAUCAUGGACAGAAAGAAAAAUUCCGCAGCUGGCGGAAAGGAACUGUUGGGCUCCGAUUCAAGAAUGGCUAAUUUGGAUCUCUCUGAAAACUUGGAACACGACUUGGACUCGGGAUUGCAUCCUCUUUCACCAAAGUCUAUUGAUGACUCACCCACCGAAGGCUUGGCUAAUACGGAUACAAAUACCGAUUCAAAUACAGCGUCGCGUGGGUUGAAGAGAAAGAAGCUCUCGUUUGACGAUUCCUUCAACAGUUCAACAAACCCAAUGUUCAACGGCGGCAGUGGUUUCUCCCCACUAAGCAACAGCGAUACCAAUGCAUCAAUCCACAAUAUGAAUGGGAAGAAUAGUAUUGUUGGAGGCGUGCAUAAUUUUGGAAGUUCAUCAAGCGUAGCUCCUCAAGCAGUGACGCAGUCUCUAUCUAUCGCAAGACAAGGUCUGCUGCAACAUUUGCAGCAUUACCAACAACCAUCGCUCAAUCCUACAAUUCAAAAGAUUAUUCCUGCUCAGGGCCCUAUCCGUGGCGGCAUUGAAGUUACACUUUUGGGUUUCAAUUUCCGGCCUGGCUUGAUUGUCAAGUUUGGAACAAAGAAUGCAUUGGCCACACAUUGCUGGUCUGAGACCACAAUCGUGACAUACUUGCCUCCAGCAUCGCAGCCAGGGCAAGUAUUGGUGAGUUUUGAAAACCAUGACGAUAUUUUCUCAAGUGGCCAACAACUGAUUUUCACGUAUACAGACGACACCGAUCGCCAAUUGAUUGAAUUGGCGUUGCAAAUUGUUGGUUUGAAAAUGAACGGGAAAUUGGAAGACGCAAAGAACAUUGCAAAGCGUAUUGUUGGUUCCGACGGUGCUAAUGGGGCAGCCGGACAUACACCGUCUCCCAAUGGCACUCCUGGAAUGAACCAGACUAUGAACCAGGCCAACAUGGAUUGGUACAGCAAUGCCCAUAAAGCUGUCGAGGUUUUGUCGCGGUCUGAUCUUUCGACGGAAGAAAUCCUCAUCAACUUCCUCACAUUGGUGGAUCUCCCUAACUGUCCUAUUAUCAUUCCAAACUGGCAAUUAUGCAAUGCUGAGGGCCAGUCGCUUUUGCAUUUGGCCACUUUGAAAAAUUAUUCGCACCUAAUCAAGUUCUUAAUCACACACGGGUGCAAGAUUGAUAUUCAGGACAAUCAGGGCUUGACGCCGUUGUUUUUCGCUUCUAUGUGUGGCAACCGGCACUUGAUCAAAGCGUUCGUCGACUGCAAAUCCAACUGGAAUUUGAAGUUGAGCAACGACAAGUUCUUGAAAGAUUACUGUGAUAUGAACGUCCUCGAUAUUUUCCACGGACUCGAGUCCGACCAAGCACUUGGAGGAGAAACGAGUUCAUAUAUCUGCUCGGGAUCGGAUGUUGGAGAGGACGGGUUGAACAAAUCCUUCAGUGUCGAUUCGCUUAAUUCAAUGUUCAUGGUGGAUUACAGUAAACACAUUUCUCGCAUGGUAAUGGAUUCAUCUGAAGUCCAUGACGGCGAGGAUCUGGCGCUUGGCGCUCUGCAACACAGCUUGACGAAGGGUACCAGUGAACUUCCAACGCCGAAAUCGCCAACGCCGUUUGCUAAUGAUUCGGAUGACUUUGCUGAUUCUGAGCGGGACUCUGAAGACAACUUGUCUUUCUGCGAGGACCUUGACCACAACGACGCAGACCAAGAAGACGAGUAUACGGAUGACUACGACGAUGACUACUCUAGUUCAGAUUACGACACGGACACGCAAGAGCGGGUUCUUCAGGAAGGGUCUAGCUCGAGCCUCAUGCGUUCCGAACCCAACUUGUGGCAGAAGGUUAAGAAUGCUGUAUUCUCUAAUGACACCGAAAUGGAUUUGCCAACGUACGAUGAUCUUUUCCCCUUCAGCAAUUCUCGGGCCAGCGCUGGCCAUGAAUUGGAUGAUGACGCUGCUCCGGGAUCCAAAUCGUUUGGGGUGACUGAAGAUGCGCAAGAAGAUGUUGCAUCAGACUCGUCGGAGGACAUGGUGAUGUCAUUCAUCAACCACCCACGGAAGACUGUGCAGAAUGACAAGAUGUUGCUUUUCUUCUGGACGCCGGUGUUGGUGAUGAUUAUAUGUUUCUUCUCGUUUGUAUCCAUUACUGGCUACAAGGUUGAAAUGGUUGAGCAGUUGAAGCAGGUGUGCAGGAACACCAUUGGGAAUUUGGUUGUGGGUCACGAAAGAUUGGCCCGGGUUUUUUCUACUGAGCCGAUGCGACAUGUAGUCGAGUUGUAG